GUAUUAAAAUAUUGUUUGCCAUCAGUAGUUACAAAGAGUGCGAUAAGAUAUAUAAAUAUCUGCUUAGAGAACUAAUUUUUGUUUUAUACGGCGGUGGUUGGAAAAGCAAUAAAGAAUGAAAUCACUUCUAUUUCUUCUGAUCUUCUAUAACUGGCAGGUUUCCUUCGCCCAAAAGUGCUCGAGCCCGGAUGUAUUAAGAAAGAAAUCAUUUAUUUAUAGAGUACCAUCAUCUCAAAUUGAACUGAUAGAAUGUUUCUAUACUGACGGCAACCCGCACAAUAAUUAUUACGAUAUUACUGACAACUGCGUAACUGCUGCCAGGACCAAAAUAUUUAUUGACAAAUAUGGCGAAGAACACAAUGUUAAUGUGGAUGGAUCCAAAAUUUUUCUUAAAACAUACGAUGCCAAAGCUGAGACAUCACAGAACGUAGUUUUUCUUAAAUCCGGAAAGAAAUGCAGGUAUGACGCUGGUUUUUGCUAUGACUCUUCCGCAGGAAAUAGUUACGCCGUAGUCUGGGAAGUCAAUCCAGUACCAGAAGCCGUAUGCUCUAAUCAAUUGCAGCAAAUUUUCUAUGGUUACGUUGAUUUUUGGACCUUUACUGUAGAAAACAGAAAAUAUCUUGUUUACUCUGAUCCUAUAAAAGAUCAGUCAUUUUCAUUAAGCCUAUCGAACACAACCAUUUGCCAAGGAAAACAAGCUUGGUAUGUCGAAGAACAAGGUUUCUUAGUAUCAUUUACUAGUUUGCUACCUGGUAAUAAAUCUACAUUCGUUUUGGACCAAAAGCUGUUUCCGCCAUUAAAAUCUCAAGGAGAUACUAGUGACAGUAUUAUUAGGGACUGUACUCUGAAAUCCUACAACUUAAACUUUGAUACGAAGAUCGAUACCGAUUAUUUAUCAGAUUCAGAAAAUCUUAAAAGCAUUCUCAAAUAUUAUCAACAAAAUAUGGAUAACAACAAAAAUGACAUAAAUAAACUAGCAAAAGAUAUAGAGAAUCACAACAUUGUCAAGGAACCAUCUUCAAAUAUACUUUCAGAAUUGAUAAAACUAAAUUCAUCACUUAAUACAAACUUGAGUAAUAUUAACAAACUUUCCAAAGAUAUUAACCAGCUGAAAACUGUAGAUACAGACAUUUAUUCGAUAAUAACAAAUUUAACUAAUAGUGUUAAACAAUUUAAGUUAGACAUUAAAAAUACAGAAAAUAAUAAAUACCUACAAAAUUAUUUAAACGAAUUUGAAAAUGAUGUUAACAAGAAAUUGUACGACUAUCAUACAGACAUCAAAAUAGAAUUAGAUAAACUUACACAAUCAUCGGGAUUAAAUAUUAUAAACACACUUAAUCCAACAAUACAAAGUCUUAACCACAGCAGUACAACCUGCUUAAAUAAAGUAACUAGUCUUGAAAAAGACACAAAAAGGUCCAUACAAAAGUUACAAAACGACUUGACGGACACUCAAGACUCGCUAGAAAAAAAUGUCAAGAAGUUUAUAUUGGCUAAUUUAACAAAUAUUGAAAUGGUUUUUAGUCAAAAAUUAAAUGAUGUUCUAGCAUCAGCAAAUAAAAAAUGCAACCAAUCAUCGAAUGAAGUAACCGCCUUUAAAAAUAUGCUUAAGAACGAUCUAGCAAUGCUGGAAGGGAAGCUUGACAAAUGCUCAAUUGAUCAAAAGACAACCUCCGAUGAACUGGAAAAGACAAAACGAGUUUUAUCCACCAUAAUUUCAACUUCAGCAAACGAUAUUAAGCACUUAAAUAAAUCACUUUACAAUUACAUAAACAUGUCAAUUUCUAGUCUAACAGAUGCUACCAAUAAGGACUUUUCUAAAGAACUUGCUGAUCUAAAAAGAAGCCUAUCAGUCAGAUUAUCCAAUGAUGAGUCUCGUUUAAAUGAAGUAGAGAAAACUGUAAAAAAGCUUAGGAGUGAUUUCAAUGAGAAAGGUAAUUCUCUUGACAUUGCUUUCCAAGACAUUAAAAAUGAUAUAUUAGUAUUGCAAGGCCCUAACGACGAGCUUGCUCAAAGAGUGGAGGCGAGCAUUUUGUCAAAAAUUAUUCCCUUACUGAACCCUACUUUUAUAACAAAAAACGUUAGCCGUGAAUUAGGUAUCUUAAAAGAUGAGGUUGCUGCACAAUUCUCCAAUUCUAAUAAAAAAAUAGAAGACCUUGAAAAAGAAGUAAAUUCCUGCAAGAGUCUUUCUGGAAAAAAGUUGAAAGAAAAUGAAAAGAAAAUAGGACAGGUUGAGAAUAAUUUAUCCAGAACACAAAAGACUCUAAUUGAUCUAUCGAAAAAGUUCAAUAAUGGUUUUUACAAUCAAGUCCAUGAUAAAGUAACUUCUGCACUCGACAAAAGCGAUAAGUGUGAAACAGAAGUAAAACGGCUAAAGAAUGAGAUUGAUAAGUUGAAGAAUGAUUUGGCCAGCCUGAGAGAAGAGUUUAGAAAUAAUUUUGGCACAGAGCCUAUAUAUUGAUUAAUAAAUAUAAAGUGCAAACUUCUUUUAAUUUUUCUUUUUUUAUGAUACCUUGUUUUCCAUAUCUUACUAUUACUUGUCGAUCUUCUAUUUGCCGUUUUCCUUAUUUUUUUAUAUUUCCAUUUACUUUAACUACAGUAUAGGUAAAAGUUUAUGGUCGGUAUGGACCUUACGUGAGAUGGAGUGAAAAACACCUGUUUAAAAUGAGAGAGGUAUAUUAGGUCCGCCCUUAUCGUCGUAGUUACUCCAAUGGGUCGUAUAUCAAAAUAGACGAUUUUUCAGGAGAUGAAAAAAAUGAUAUGAAUUGUAGAACUUUCGUAUAUUUAAUCUGCUGUUUGGGACAAACUAUACUUUUGCCGAAAUAUAUUAAUAUUAUAUUAACAUAUCAACUAACUAGGGCUUAGAAACCCGUUUUUAAUGACAAGAUAAUUUACUUGCUACCACUUGGUUACAUUUUUUGACAUAUGAUGUACUGUAAUAAAGAAACUACACC
Messenger RNA from Diabrotica balteata, 2954 nucleotides. Lineage: Eukaryota; Metazoa; Arthropoda; Insecta; Coleoptera; Chrysomelidae. The record is from the annotation of a GenBank genome assembly.